UCAUUUCCUAACCUCACACUUUCCUUAAAUUCUCUCUCCUCUCUCUCUCUCUCUCAGUUCCACAAAGUUGGAAAAAACUAGAAAGAGUCUCUGAAUUUGAUUUGUUGAUUGAGAAAAUGCCGCUAAACAUAGCGGGAAGUGUACUUAGUGCUGUGCUAUGCAUCACAGUUUUUCUAUUUGCAACUGUUGGGGCUGAAGAUCCUUACAGGUUCUUCAACUGGAAUGUCACUUAUGGUGACAUAUACCCACUUGGUGUUCGCCAACAGGGAAUACUCAUCAAUGGUCAAUUCCCAGGUCCAGAUAUUCAUUCUGUUACCAAUGACAAUCUCAUUAUCAAUGUCUUUAACAGCUUAAACGAGCCUUUCCUUCUCUCAUGGAAUGGAAUUCAAAAUAGGAGGAAUUCGUUUGAGGAUGGUGUAAAUGGAACAACAUGCCCAAUUCCCCCGGGGCAGAAUUUCACCUACAUUCUCCAAGUGAAGGAUCAGAUUGGAAGCUUUUACUAUUUCCCUUCUCUUGCAUUUCACAAGGCUGCUGGUGGUUUUGGAGGAAUCAGGAUUCUUAGUAGGCCAAGAAUUCCUGUCCCAUUUCCAGACCCCGCAGGUGAUUACACCGUUCUUAUUGGAGAUUGGUACAAGGCUAAUCACACGGACUUGAAAGCUCUUCUAGAUCGUGGUAAAAAGCUGCAUUUUCCUGACGGAAUCCUCAUCAAUGGUCGCGGGCCCGGUGGUGCUGCUUAUACAGUUGAACAAGGAAAAACUUACAGGUUUAGAAUAUCAAAUGUUGGGUUACAACAUUCACUCAACUUCCGCAUUCAAGGCCACAGGUUGACAUUGGCAGAAGUAGAAGGAACUCACACCCUUCAGACUUCUUACUCCUCCCUUGAUGUUCAUGUUGGGCAGUCUUACUCCGUCCUCGUAACGAUGGAUCAGCCCGGACAAGACUACUACAUUGUGGUUUCCAGUCGUUUCACCACUCCAAUCCUCACCACUACUGGAGUUCUUCAUUACAGUAAUUCUGCUGGCCCAGUCUCAGGCCCACCUCCUGGUGGACCUACCAUCCAAGUUGAUUGGUCUCUGAACCAGGCCCGCUCUAUUAGGACUAAUCUUACAGCAAGUGGACCAAGGCCAAACCCACAAGGCUCGUAUCACUAUGGUCUCAUUAACACAACCAAAACCAUCAGGCUACAAAAUUCUGCUGGUCUUGUCGACGGCAAGCAAAGAUAUGCAGUUAACAGUGUAUCAUAUGUCGCCGCAGACACUCCCCUAAAGAUUGCCGAUUACUUCCAAAUUCAAGGAGUUUUCCGAGUUGGAAGUAUAUCUAGCAACCCUACUGGUGGUGGAAUCUACCUUGACACAGCAGUAAUGGGUGCUGACUACAGAGCAUUCAUUGAGAUUGUGUUUGAAAACACUGAGGAUAUAAUUCAGAGUUGGCACCUUGAUGGCUACUCUUUUUGGGUGGUUGGUAUGGAUGGAGGGCUGUGGACUACGGCUAGUAGAAAUCAGUACAAUCUUCGAGACGCAGUUUCACGUGUCACCACUCAGGUGUAUCCCAAGUCAUGGACUGCUAUAUAUUUGGCACUUGACAAUGUUGGAAUGUGGAACUUGAGAUCUGAGUUUUGGGCACGACAAUAUCUUGGACAACAAUUCUAUUUGCGAGUUUAUACUCCAUCAACUUCAAUUAGAGAUGAAUUCCCAAUUCCAAAGAAUGCACUGCUUUGUGGUAGGGCAAAGGGUCGACACACACGACCUCUCUAAGCUAUCAAACAAUAAAAGGAUCCACUGCUGGGUAGGGAAGGCCUGUCUAGCUUAGUUGAAUGAGAGUAGGUUGUUGCUUCUAUAAUUUAUUAAUGGGUGAAUUUAAUAUAAAGCAAAUAUAUAAUUAGAACUCUAAAUGACCUUAGCUCAAGGUCACAUUCUUUUCUAAAAUCUACUGUAUCUCGUUUGUUAUCAUUCAAGUUUACAUAAUAGCAUUGCUAUUUAUAUUAAGGGAGGUGAUUCUCUAGUCGCCUUUCAAGUUUUUUUGUCAAUUUGUUAUUCCUACUUUUGAAUACAAGAAGAAGCAAGUUUUAGUCCCAAAUUUUGGGGACAGCUAUGAAUCCUCAAGAGAUUAGUUAA
This is a messenger RNA of Quercus robur (English oak), 2114 nucleotides long. Its product is annotated as L-ascorbate oxidase homolog. Gene Ontology annotation, molecular function: copper ion binding; oxidoreductase activity. The transcript is spliced from 8 exons. The record is from RefSeq and is a predicted model, not a curated record. NCBI's taxonomy places the organism in Eukaryota, Viridiplantae, Streptophyta, Magnoliopsida, Fagales, Fagaceae. Bases 117 to 1754 code for a protein of 545 amino acids.